AUGUCGUCGAUGAGCACUCCCGUGACGUUGUCGUACACUGAGGACGACAGCGUCACUACAAGCAGUGGUCAGCUGUCGGACACGGGGUCUGAGGAUGUACGUGGGGUAAGAAACUCGCUGUUCUUGGAACAAUCGCCGACUGGGCACACCAGGCCUGGCACACACAAUGCUACAAACGACACGAUACACACAGUAAUGGAGCCCGCUCGGCUGCGACGAGACGGGGACCGCAACGACGGGUUCAGGGUAUAUAUCGAUGCGAACAGGUAUGCGCCGUCCACCGUACAGACGCAACUGCAACGGGACGCCUCGAUGAGUUCGGAGCACACUGGGUACACACAAUACUAUGAUACGGUCUCGUGGGGGUUACGGGAGGAGCAGGACUCCUCUGGGUUGCUACGAGGGUUUGAGUACCAACGGAGCGGGUCCGGUGCUGGUGGAGCCUCCACUGACGACAGUUCUGCCGAGUCUGUGAAUACGGCUCUGUUGGGACGCGAGUCCAGGCUGCAGCUGCGCCUGCACAGCCGCGGCCGCCGCCACCACCACAGUCCCGGGAUUCACGCGUGUCUGACCACGAGAGGGAGCGUACAGACCGUAUCCACUGGUGUGUUGAUGAAUGAGUUGAAGACGCCGAAGCGAGACGCAACGAGGGACACGCUCAUAGCGCCUCCUGGUCCCUCCAGUGUCAGCACGCGACGGGGCGGGCGUGCCGGGCCUACUCCGCCGCACCUUGCCCUCGAGAACGCAAUUGAUCCAGAGAUCGAGGAAGCUGUGAAGCAGUUACAACGGGAAGUUGGAAUACCGUCAGAGGGCGGUGCGAGUUCGCGGAGCAGUAUUUCCAGUGCUGAGGAGUUCGACAGGACUUUGCACGAGUUCAAGAUCCCACGGCGGAUUCCUACGCCGCUUGUACCCCCCGUGUUGCUGCGGAACGCGUCGCGUUCCCCUCGGAGUCCCUCGUUGAUCGACAAACUGCUAGUGACGACUGCGCGGGACGCAUCGUCGCAGGGCAGUCCGUUACCGAGGAAGGAGACUCCGGUGGGGGCAGGUCUGGGCAUUUCUCACAGUCCACCAACGAUCCAGUUGUUGCAGAGUGUGAGUGGUGCGUCUCGAUGGCGGCCACACCCGGGGACACGCACGACGCGGAGUGUACUGGGGAGCCCUCGAGCACGAGACGACGCCACACCGUGGCCCGCCUUGAAACGCAUCUCCGCGCGGUCGUUGAGUCCCAUCUCUGAGCCCGCUGCAGGGACCACGAUGAGUCCACUGGCGUCACGCCCGAGCGCUGCACGGACCCGCCCACCGCGGGACGGGACCCCGCCGUACGCUGUGGUCUCUGUACCUGCAUCCGAGGAGCCCGUUGCGUCGACUGCGCGAUCCAAGGAGGUCUAUUCCCCGCUGCGGCUGGCCGCUUUGUUCUGCGUGUGUGCUAUGUUAGCACCGCUGUACUUCAUGGUUGGUGUUGGUGGUGUCAGUGAUCAUGAGCUUGCGAAACUUGUGAUGCGCGGUGCGGGUCCCUGGCCCCUUAAUGUUGACGUGCGAUGGUUACGUCGUCUAUGCGUGUGGGUUGGGUGCGUUGAGUUGUUACUGAUCUUUGCCGGUGUGGGGAUCGGUUUCGGUGUUGGACUAACUAGGUAA
Molecule: messenger RNA, 1635 nt
Organism: Huiozyma naganishii CBS 8797
Lineage: Eukaryota; Fungi; Ascomycota; Saccharomycetes; Saccharomycetales; Saccharomycetaceae
Gene: BUD8
Product: Bud8p
Exons: 1
Coding region: 1-1635 (544 amino acids)
Source: RefSeq, a predicted model, not a curated record